Racocetra persica is the source of this 477-nucleotide messenger RNA. NCBI's taxonomy places the organism in Eukaryota, Fungi, Glomeromycota, Glomeromycetes, Diversisporales, Gigasporaceae. The record is from the annotation of a GenBank genome assembly.
UUUUGACGGGUAACGAAGAAUCCGCAUGGAGAUACCGAGAUUUUAUUGAAGGUGGUAAAAAACGAAAUCAGCUUGCAAAAAAAGUAUCUCCCGGACCUUUUAGCUUAAGCGAAUUUGGUAUGAUUGCUAAAGUUUUGAGAAGCAUGUUUAUACCUGAGAUCGCUGAAUCUAUUGAUCGACAAGAAAAAAUAGUUUCUCCGAAAAAGAGAAAGAGGGUUGAUAGAGGAUUCGAAAACAACUUGAACGAAUUGCCAACAUCAUCAAAAAAAACACCAGAGAAUUCCAUUUUUUACAACUAUUCAAAAGACUUAAAACUUCGGUUUAUAGGUGACGUUUUACUUCCCGAAGUUAUUAUCAGGCUUAUAAUGGAUGAAGAAGAAAUUGAUUAUGAUUCAGCAGAUCAACGAAUGUUGACAGGGUACGAUGAUUCGAAGUGGGUAGAGAAUCUUAUGGCUGCAAGAAUCAGCUUUCAAGUUG